Molecule: messenger RNA, 580 nt
Organism: Carassius carassius (crucian carp)
Lineage: Eukaryota; Metazoa; Chordata; Actinopteri; Cypriniformes; Cyprinidae
Gene: ghrl
Product: ghrelin/obestatin prepropeptide
Exons: 4
Coding region: 161-472 (103 amino acids)
Cellular component (GO): extracellular region
Molecular function (GO): growth hormone-releasing hormone activity
Source: RefSeq, a predicted model, not a curated record
GAUCUCAGUGUGCAGACCUACUGAAGCAGUUGAAUCAUUACAGAAGGUGGGGUUGACUUUUUACUAUUUCUGUGCAUUCUGCAUACAUAUUUGAGACUUUUAAAGUGCAGCCAUUAAGAGUGUUGUCGUAAAACAGAACUAAACCAGGUGACUUCCCAGGAUGCCUCUGCGUCGUCGUGCCAGCCACAUGUUUGUGCUCUUAUGUGCUCUUUCCUUGUGUGUUGAGUCUGUGAAAGGUGGCACCAGCUUCCUCAGUCCUGCUCAGAAACCACAGGGUCGAAGGCCACCCCGGAUGGGCAGAAGAGAUGUUGCAGAGCCAGAGAUCCCAGUGAUUAAAGAGGAUGACCAGUUCAUGAUGAGUGCUCCGUUCGAACUGUCUGUCUCUCUGAGCGAAACAGAGUAUGAGAAAUAUGGUCCUGUUCUGCAGAAGGUUCUGGUCAAUCUUCUUAGCGAUUCCCCACUUGAAUUCUGACAAGAGCUAAAAGUUCUACAAGAUUCAGCUCCUUAUAAACCAUUAAAAUGUUUGUAAAGUAGAAAUGAUGUAAUAAUUUUCCAAAACCACAAUGACAAAAUAAAGUAU